AUGGCGAUUGUCCUGGCAGAUGCAGACUUCGGAGGAGAUUUCGAUGAAGAAGCACAUGACAGAGAUGAAUUUCACAUCGACCAGUUGGUGAAUGAGUUCGUCGAUGAACCACCAGUCCGCCAUGAUGUGUAUCCGGAGAGUGAUACCGAUGAAAACGGUGACGGUACAGAGCCAGUUCAUACACAUAUCAGGCGCGGUGAUGGGCAUUUGUAUGAUAAGCAGACAUUCUUCAGUGGAGUUGCUUUCAAAGAAGCAGUGACGGACUAUGUUCUCAGAACUGGAAACAAUUUGAAGCAAUACAGGUAUGAUAAAGAUAAAAUUGGCUUUAUGUGUGUUGGUUGUAAUGGAGAUGAUGGUUCACGGUGUGAGUGGAAGGUGUAUGCCGCAAUUCUGCCAAGUGAUAACAUGUGGAGGAUUAGAAAGUUUAAUGAUAAGCAUAGUUGUAUCCCUAAUGGAGAAUGUGAGAUGUUCAAGGUUCCACAUAUAGCUAGGUUGUUUCUUGAUAAGAUUAGAGAUAAUCCUGAGUACUUCAUGCCAAUGAAAAUGGAAGAAAUCAUAAAGGAAAGGUGGAAGAUUAGUGUCACUAGGCAUCAAUGUCAGACGGCUAGAAAGAAG
Messenger RNA from Camelina sativa (false flax), 615 nucleotides. NCBI's taxonomy places the organism in Eukaryota, Viridiplantae, Streptophyta, Magnoliopsida, Brassicales, Brassicaceae. The record is from RefSeq and is a predicted model, not a curated record.